UAGAUUUGAUUUGAUUUAAUUGCAAUUUAAAUCUUUUUUUAACGUAAAAAAGUAAUUUAUUAGAUCCUAAAGUCUGGUUAGUUUGGAAAAUGAUUACCAAAAACUACAUAUUCUUGGCAUUCGUUACUUUAUUCAUUAGUUUUGAAGUGAAAUGCAUUUCAUUCAAACAAUUGAUUCAAUCAUUAGAAGAGAGUGUGGACUGUCCUUCCCUUUGCUCCGAUAGCCAACCAAUCACUGCUAUAUCACCUAUUGAUAAAACGCCACAAAUGUUGGUAAUUAGCGGUCAAUGCGCUUAUAUUGUUGAUCCGACUCAACCACAACUAAAUCAAAGAAAAAAUGGUUUUAAGCAUUCAUUGGCUUUCACCGACAUUCAGGAUAUGUUUGUCCUCACAAACAAUUUAGAUAUCGAGUUGGUUAGCAUUUAUGCUAGCGGAACACUAGUUCAGGUGAUCUCAUCCAACGGAACAAAUUCCAGUCAAGACUUUAUUGCUUCCAAUGUGUUUGAAGGCUUGACCACCGAUUUGGAGAAACCAAUCGAUGCGGUAUUUGUUUGGACCGAUAAAAGGAUUGCUUAUUUCAUUCAAGGCUCCAAAUAUUGGGCCUAUGAGUUAACUGAGAACUGGAAAAAAGGCAGUAAACUGUUGGGUGAUAAUUAUCCCCGAAGUAUUGGUGACUUUGGUCUAAGCAAUGACCAUAAAAUUUCAACGGCUUUCACAGAUUCAGCUAAAAUAUACUUUGUUUCAAUUGAUUUGAUUCAUGUCUUCAGGGUCUCGGACAUCGAUCCAAAGACGGGUCGCUUCUAUGGAAGACUUUCAAAGGUUACCAUCAAAUUGAAAGACUUUUUGAAGUGUCCGAUGAUUUACGAUUCGGAUUAUUCUGUUGACAAUCAGUCAUCAAAUUGGAUGGACUUCGUCACCAAAAUCUGCUCCAACGCUACGGACACGUUUGACUCGUGUGAAGAGCUUUUGGUGACACUCUUAUUGUUGGCUCUUAUCUUAGGAGUGGCUCUAUUGCUCAUCCUUUUGAUGCAAUACAUCGACAUAUCUUCUGUGCAUAAAUUCAGCACAAAAACUAGUCAUUUAUGA
Messenger RNA from Oppia nitens, 1085 nucleotides. RefSeq lists its product as uncharacterized. The record is from RefSeq and is a predicted model, not a curated record. Bases 90 to 1085 code for a protein of 331 amino acids. The transcript is spliced from 4 exons. NCBI's taxonomy places the organism in Eukaryota, Metazoa, Arthropoda, Arachnida, Sarcoptiformes, Oppiidae.